Messenger RNA from Nematolebias whitei (Rio pearlfish), 3873 nucleotides. It is a transcript of the gene phf20a, whose product is annotated as PHD finger protein 20, a. NCBI's taxonomy places the organism in Eukaryota, Metazoa, Chordata, Actinopteri, Cyprinodontiformes, Rivulidae. The record is from RefSeq and is a predicted model, not a curated record. Gene Ontology annotation, cellular component: MLL1 complex; NSL complex; nucleus. Bases 170 to 3169 code for a protein of 999 amino acids. The transcript is spliced from 17 exons. Gene Ontology annotation, biological process: regulation of transcription by RNA polymerase II.
UACAUUGCCCGCGCCGGUGGUGAACAGAGAAAUUCAACUGCGUGGUCUGGAGCAGACAAGCAGAGGCGCGCGGCCGUAUCUGCGCUUUUCAAGGAUUACGCUGCAUAUUUUUCAACCCGCCUGACAAAGAGUGAUUGGAAAACAGGGAGGGGGCCUUGAUGUGGGCAGUAUGAGUAAGACGCCCCCUAACAGAAGAGGGAUAUCAUUUGAGGUGGGAGCUCAGCUUGAAGCCAGAGACAACCUCAAAAACUGGUAUGCUGCCACCAUAGAGAAGAUUGACUAUGACGAUGAGAAGGUAUUGAUCCAUUAUCGUCAGUGGAGCCAUCGUUAUGAUGAGUGGUUUGACUGGACAAGUCCUUAUCUGAGACCUGUAGAGAGAAUCCAGCUGAGGAAGCAAGGCCUGAAUGAAGACUCCUCUCCACCUGGCUUUCACAUAAAUGACAAGGUUUUGGCCAGCUGGUCCGACUGCCGUUUCUACCCCGCUAAAGUUGUUUCAGUCAAUAAAGAUGCAUCUUACACAGUGAAAUUCUAUGACGGUGUCAUCCAGACAGUGAAGGGAAUGCACGUGAAGCCUUUUAUUAAAGAGAGAGGUGGUGCUGGAGGGAGGUCUCGGUCCUCGGAAAAGAAUAUGGUAAAGAGGAUUCCAAAUCGUAGGGACCGAAGGCCUCAUGAGAAUGGGGGUCCCAAAACCAAGCGAGCCAGACGCAGCACCUCGGACCAGGAAGAGGACAGCAACAGUGAAGAUGAGGAGCAUGAAGAGGACAUGAUGAAUGGCAAAAGUCAGAAAACAAAUGGUGUGCUAGAGGCUGGACAUGUUGUCAAGCAAGAGGAGGAUCUCUCUGAUGCUGAGCAGAACAAUCCUGAUGCAGAGAACAGGACAGGACUCACAAACGGUGUGAAGGUUGAAAAAGAUGAGCAAAAUGAAGACACUUGCCAUGUAAAUGGAGAUGUGAAGAUUGAAGAGGUGGAAUCAGAGCAGAGUGUAGUAAAACCAUUUGCAGAGUCACCCAAUCCGUACACAGAGAUGCAGAGUCAGGCUUUGGUGCAAACAGAGCAGGACUCUGUCGCCACGACAACCACAGAGUUCAAUGGUGAUGAACAGAAGCCUUGUGUCCAAUCAGAGAGCACUCAGCCGGCAGCAGACGUACCGCCGCCUCAGCCUGUUAAACCAGUUAGGAAGCAGGGCUUCCACAACCCCAACAGGUUCAGCAGAGAGCCACUGUACAGGGUUAUCAAAAACCAGCCUCCCCCCGUCCUUUCCAUUAACCUUGACCACAACCCGUUCAAGUGUAGCUCUCCAGGCUGCACAAAGUCAUUCCGUAAAGCAAAGCUGCUGCAUUACCAUAUGAAAUAUUAUCAUGGUGAAGAACAGCCUCCAGAAGGACAGCACAGUCCCACCAGGAGUGUCCAGACCAGGGCUUCUGAGAAGCAGUCCACAGCUGCUGGUUUGGAUGGCUCAAAAAGACGACGCACCAUCUCUGCCACUUUGCACUCUGGAGCUGUUGCAGCUCCCCGUGGUGACAUUAAGACAGCAGGAAGGCGCACAUCAGCCCCAGCUACAGUCAGUAGUACCCAGGGCCAACAACAGAGAACGCUGUUGAAGGAGAAGAGCAAGGAGAACCAGCUGGACAGGAACAUAUGCCAGCUGCAGAACAAGGACUCAGACAAGAGUGGCUUUGACAUUGGUUCUGUAAAAGACAAACUGAAAGAGAAACCCAAACAGAAGGACUUCCUGCGCAUUAAACUAAAGAAGAAGAAAAAGAGGAAGAAGGCCAAGUCUGACUACACGGGUAGUGAGGAGAAUAUUGACAUCUCAGUAUUGGGUCUUCACUCCAAAUUGAAUUUGCCACUCAAAUCCCCCCUCUCACACAAUCACAAGCCUGAGGCCUACCCCGGCAGGCCCGGAUACGGCUACACAGAGCAGAUACAUGUUGAUGACGAGGACAGUAUCAGUGACUGGUCUACUGACAGCUGUGGGUGGAGCGAUGACGACUUGGAGAUGGACUUGGACGUGACGACGCCGCCUCUUAGUGUUGACUCUGGUGCCUUAGACACCAGCGACCAAGAGAUCGUGCGGUGCAUCUGCGAGGUGGAAGAAGAUAAUGACUUCAUGAUUCAGUGUGAAGAGUGUUUGUGCUGGCAGCACGGCACCUGCAUGGGCCUCAUGGAGGACAACGUACCAGACAGAUACACCUGCUAUAUCUGCAGAGAUCCACCAGGUCAGAGGCAGAGUCUGCGCUAUUGCUACGAUCGUGAGUGGCUGACCAGCGGCCACAUGUAUGGCCUGUCCUUCCUAGAAGAGAACUACUCUCACCAGAACGCCAAGAAGAUCACCACCACACACCAGCUGCUGGGGGACGUGCACCACGUGUUGGAGGUUCUCAACGGCCUGCAGCUCAAGAUGAGCAUCUUGCAGAGCAGCACACACCCCGACCUGCAGCUGUGGCGGCAACCCUGGAAGCGCUUGGAGAAGCCGCACCUCGGCUUCGACUCGUGUCGAGGCAGCAACACGGCUCCGUCCCCUGUGACCUUUGAAGAAGACAUGAGCCGAGGAGAGAUUUUAAUGUCCAAUGCACUGGAGAAGUUGAGCCGGGCCGCUACAGCCGCUACCUCCUCUUCAUCCAGCACCUCUUCCCCUUUCCCAUCUUUCCAGGACUCGUACAUUAUCAGUGAACACUGUUAUCAGAAACCACGGGCAUAUUAUCCAGCUGUAGAGCAGCGGCUGGUGGUGGAGACCCGACAGGGUUCAGAGCUGGAGGACAGCAUGAGAAGCACAGAGGAGCUGCUGGAACGGGAGCAGCGCUACGGUAGCUUGCUGGAGAUGGAAAAACCUAAACCGUCAGACAACAACAACAAGGCUUCGAUGCGUGUGUCGUGGUCUCAGGCGGAGAACAGGGAAGCCGGUGGGAAAGACACUGGAGAUAAAAGGCAGUAUCUACAGUGGCAGAACAACCUACUGGAUCACAUCGAUGCUGUCCAGGAUGAGGUAUCCCACAGGAUGGAUUUCAUAGAAAGAGAGUUGGACGUGCUGGAGAGCUGGCUCGACUACACUGGAGAGUUGGAGCCUCCUGAACCUCUUGCUCGUCUGCCUCAGCUCAAACAACGCAUGAAACGGCUGCUGUCACAGCUGGGAAAGGUGCAGCAGAUCGCUCUGUACAGCUCCACAUGAGGGCACCAGAGAUCAGCUCCAGGCACCGCAGUUUGCUGUAGCAGAGCAGCAGAUGAGAGAUAACUCAGUAAUGCUAAUCCGACCUCAUUUAGUUUCUCCUCUGUGGAGUGGAAUCUAAUGCUGCAGCCAUCCUGUGUCAUAUUUGAAUAUUUAUAUGGAUGUGUAUUGAAAGUGAGCAUCUUAAAUCAGGAUGAAAAAAUAUAUCCUCGUAAAAUGUUGGAGAAAAUCCUUAGAUUACACUUGAUGUGUCUCCCAUGCAACUCUAAACCUUAUGAAUGCCUUUUGUCCAAACUACUGCUUAUCGUCACUCUUUCUCAGUGCACAGUGCUUUACAGGCAGGAGCUUUAUUUUCAAAUUGCAGUCGAGUACCUGAACCAACGCUCUUUGCAAGUGUUCUGAACACAUUUUGACAUGGUCCUUUUUUGUGCAUUAAUUAGUUUGUUUUUGUUCACUGUCCUCCCAUAUUGUGUUAAAACUCUGGCUGUAAUGUAGACAGUUGGUAACUUGAAUACAUUCAGUAUGCAACAUCGCUCUUCAACCAGUCUUUAAUUAAUAUUCUGUUUCCAUUUGCACUGUGAAGCUCUUGGUCUGACAUCUUAUUUGUUGUAUCUUAAGAUAAAACUUAUUUCCUCUAUUUGUUCAUCUGUACGGAUCAUGUGUUUUUUGUCAGUUUAUCUCAUAUUUUUCUUUGUAUUGUUGUUUUU